ACGCAUAAUACCCACCCUCUGUCACAGACACCCUACGCUUGUCGUUUAAGCAAAAACUAAAACCCACCUCCCUCACUUUCUCUUUCUCCAACCCACUUCCAGCUUUUCCUGCACUUUCAGUUGAUUAGCUCAAACUUUGCAGGCUUGAGGUUCAGGAAAACAAUCCAAUCUAAUCCAAUCCAAAGUUUCCAAGAAAGGAUGGCUUCAUUUCAAACCCCAAUUGGAAUGCGAAGUUCCACUAUGCUUGAAACCUCAUGUGGAUAUCUACUUAAGGAGUUGCAGAUGAUUUGGGACGAAGUGGGAGAAGAUCAGUUUGACAGAGAGAAAGUUCUUCUGGAUUUAGAACAGGAAUGUCUAGAAGUUUACCGGAAAAAAGUUGAUGGCGCAAACGUGUCGAGAUCUCGACUUCAUCAAGAACUUGCAGAAGCCGAGGCUGAGUUUACGCAUCUUCUGUUGUCCCUUGGAGAAUGUUCUCUUCCUGGACGGCCAGAAAAGAUGGCGGGAACUUUGAAAGAGCAGCUUGAUUCCAUAACUCCAGCUCUAAGGGAGAUGCGGCUGAGAAAAGAGGAAAGGAUGAAACAGUUCAGAGACGUACAAGGACAAAUCCUGAAAAUUUCUGCAGAAAUAGUGAAUGAAAAUGAUGAUUCCACUCCUAUUGUCAUAGUGAAUGAGAAUGAUCUUUCUCUGAAGAAACUUGAGGAAUAUCAGAAUGAGUUACAGAGACUUCACAGUGAAAAGAAUGAAAGGCUUCAGAGAGUGGAGAAAUAUAUAGACACAGUCCAUAAACUGUCUGCAACAUUGGGGAUAGAUGCUUCCACGAUCAUCACCAAGAUUCACCCAAGCUUGGACGAGCCAUUUGGAAGAUCAAAAAACAUCAGCGACUCCAUUUUAGAAAAGCUUAAACGUACGGUGGAGUCUCUUAAAGAAGAAAAGCAGCAACGGCUUGAAAAGCUUCACAGUCUAGGGAAAGCAUUGACAAACUUGUGGGAUCUUAUGGAUUCACCUUAUGGCGAUCGCCGACUAUUUUCCCAUGUAAUUCGACUAUUAUCAGUUUCAUCACCUGAAAUAUCUGAUCCUGGGAGCCUUGCGUUAUAUAUAAUCGAGCAGGCUGAGGCUGAAGUCAAGAGACUUGAUCAACUGAAAGCAAGCAUGAUGAAAGAGCUAUUUAUCAAGAAACAGAAAGAGCUGGAAGAUAUAUGCAACAAAUCGCACAUGGAGAUACCUUCAAGAUUAGAAAUGGAAAAGAUCAUAAAUCUUAUAAAUUCUGGGGAAAUUGAUCAUGUCAAUCUCCUAACAAGCAUGGAUGAACAAAUAUUAAGAGCAAAAGAAGAAGCAUCUAGCCGGAAGACUAUAAUGGAGAAAGUUGAGAAAUGGAUGUUAGCAUGUGAUGAAGAGCGGUGGUUGGAAGAAUACAGCAUGGACCAAAGCCGAUACUCAGUCAGCAGAGGUGCUCACAAGAAUCUCAGACGUGCAGAACGAGCAAGAAUAACAGUCAACAAAAUUCCAGCUUUGGUGGAAUUGCUCUUGGCUAAGACUAAGAGCUGGGAGGCAGAAAGAAGUAAAGUGUUCUUGUAUGAUGAGGUGCCUUUGCUAGCAAUGCUGGAGGAAUAUAAUGCCCUGAGACAGGAAAAAGAGGAAGAGAAGAUGAGACUAAGACAGGAGAAAAAAAAAUUUCAAACCCAGGUAGCAAUCGAGCCAGAAAACAUCUAUGGAUCAAGACCAAGCACCAGCAGUCGGCGUCUUUCAAAUGCUAGCAUUAAUGGAGGUUAUAGCAAUGCCAUAACUUUGAACAGAAGGCUUUCUCUAGGAAUCCAGCAAUUGGGAUCAAACAGCACAAAUUCAGCAAAUGUAGGCACCUCUUUCAUGAAGGAAGGGAAAACCUCACCUGAACAGCAUACGCCUCUUCGGCACAACCUUGUUUCUCAGAUCAGAGAUGAAACAGCUUCAGUGGUAUCCACAUUUUCUGGCCCCAUAUCUCCUUAGAGUUCGCUACACGACUUCAAGCUCAAAUGUCAUUCAUAAAGAUAAUCCCACAGAAUAAAGUUUGAGAGAACCGUUGUAGCCUUCAAAUAAGCUUAUGUCUUAACAGAGGAUAGAGAAGAUACUCGAGUAUUUAUUCUAUCUUUGAAUUUCCAUUUUAUUCCAAUUAAUCUUUCCUGUACAGAUCCCAUCUCGAUUUCCCAGAUAAUGUUUAUAAAUAGAGAGUGAAAAUCAACCACCCAUCAUUUUGAUUGUC
Cucurbita maxima (winter squash) is the source of this 2236-nucleotide messenger RNA. RefSeq names its product 65-kDa microtubule-associated protein 8-like. The coding region runs from base 199 to 1983 and encodes 594 amino acids. Lineage: Eukaryota; Viridiplantae; Streptophyta; Magnoliopsida; Cucurbitales; Cucurbitaceae. Gene Ontology annotation, biological process: microtubule cytoskeleton organization. The record is from RefSeq and is a predicted model, not a curated record. Gene Ontology annotation, cellular component: cytoplasm; spindle. The transcript has 11 exons. Gene Ontology annotation, molecular function: microtubule binding.